CGAGAGCCUACCAGUCCUCGAUCAGCACUUCGUCCUGUACGCAUCGCAUCUCCCUCGACCGAUCUCUCCGUGUCCGAACGAAUUUAAGACGAUCUUCUCUUUUCCAUCCGCUCUCGCUCCCGUCAACAUCCAAGACGCCAGUUACGUCCGGCUUUCCCGCGUGGUUAGAAGCUUCUUCUUCGUCGACCAAGAUGUCUGACUUCCUGCACCCUAAAGAAGAGAAAUGCGAGAGCGAAGGGGAAAGUGCUCUGGAGAAAUUCCGCUUCAACCUGGAGAGGAAAGACUGGACCCUGGAAAAGGAAUACAAGCAGGAAGGAAUCACCAUCAAAUCUACAUACGAUGAAGAAGCGAAGGCGUACUUCAUCCUCACAGAGGCCCUGCUGGAUUUCGAGUUCGAGUGGUUGUUCCUAGAAAUGCGAGACCACACCUUUGAAGCCACUCCCGAAUGGUUUUCUGCUUGCAAGAAGCUCACGAUCGUCAAGCGACUGACGGAGGUGUGUUGGGUGGUGCACGAGGUAUUGGAGCCGCAGCUCGGGGGCAUCGUCGCCAGUCGGGACGUCGUCUUCCACAGCCACGUGCGGAAGAUCGGGAAGGCGAGCUUUAUCUCCCUGUGCAGCACGGAGUGGCCGGGGAUGCAAUCCAAGAAGAAGAUUAUCAGGGCGGAGAUCGUGAAAGGCAGCGGCCAGACGUUCUCUCCCGACCCGGAUCUCGCGACCCGGACCCACCUGCGCUGGGUCAUGUCGGUGGACUACAAGAUCCCGCUCGUGCCGGUGAAGCUCCUCAUGCCGUUCCACGUCGAGACGGCGAGGCAGUACGUGAUGGGCUUGAAGAAGUACCUGGCGGUUCGGAGGGAUUCUCGCUCUGGGACGGUGCAGGACUGUGUUCCUAAGAAGUGA
This is a messenger RNA of Darwinula stevensoni, 896 nucleotides long. The record is from the annotation of a GenBank genome assembly. Lineage: Eukaryota; Metazoa; Arthropoda; Ostracoda; Podocopida; Darwinulidae.